This is a messenger RNA of Symbiodinium necroappetens, 2052 nucleotides long. Lineage: Eukaryota; Dinophyceae; Suessiales; Symbiodiniaceae. The record is from the annotation of a GenBank genome assembly.
AUGAAGACGCUCGGGCACGCCGAGCCCGGCACUGAGCUCGCUUUGGAGAACUGUCUGCAGUGCGACAGGCGCUCACUGCUGCACCGCUCGCCCCCCGCUACCGACGCUACCUUCGACGAGCUUGCCGACCCGACCCGCCGACCACGUGAGCCGCACGAAGCCAUCGACCCCGAGCUGCUCAUCGUGUUGGACGCCGACGACUCCACACAAGCGUUUGCUGAUGUCGCCACGUUUCUUGCGCAGGCACGGGUCCCCGAUGAUAUUCGAGCUGCCUUGGGACUUGGGCGAAUGGUUGCGCUCCGCAAGCCUACCGGCGGUACCCGUGGGUUAGUAGUCGGUGAUUUCUUCCGGCGCCUCACCGCACGCACACUGGCACAACAAUUUGCACUUUCGCUUGAAGCUGCUUGCCGCCCACACCAAUAUGCCCCCGGCAACCGUGCAGACCUGGAUGCUUUGGCGCAUAAUGAGAUCCGCGAGGAGCUUGGUGAACGCAUCCGUGCUUACCUCGACGAUGUCACCAUCCGCGCGUCGCCUCAGCGAGCGCAGCACUUGGUUCGGCGCUUCGGGUCACACCUUGCACACCACACACGGCUGCGUCUCAAUGUCGCCAAUACGGCCCGUUGGAAUGAGGCUGGCGUCGCCCCUGACGGCCUGCAAGCUAUCCACUCUGACGGUCGCGUGUGGUUCGGUGACCAGGCGCUUGAACCCACAUCCCGCGGCAUGGUGUUGCUUGGCACUCUCUUCGAUUCGCCGCAAUUCAUCGCAAAUCACCUCCAGUCUUUGAGUGCCCGACACCGGGAACUCUUGCACAUGUUGCCGCGCAUUGGUGACACGCAAGUCGCCUGGCUGUUGCUGCUAUACACCGCGGCCCCGCGAACCCAGUUUGCGUUGCGUUUGCUUGCGCCGGGGCUCACGGGUGAGUUUGCGGUUGCACAUGAUGGGGCUGUGCUCGACACCUUGAGCACAUUUCUUUGUGCGGGGGAGCCUUCCUCGCUCCCACCUGCUGCCUCCCGUGUUGCACCGCUUGCCUUGCGUCAUGGCGGCCUUGGCCUGCGUAGUGCUGCGCUGCACGCGCCAGCUGUUUUUUGGGCGUCGUGGGCUGAUGCAUUCACUGUUCUGUCCGUUCGGGAGGCACCCUUCCUACAAGGUUUGGCACGAGUUUUGGCAACCUCUCUGCCGGCACUCCGAUUCCGGACCUGCUCGAAGCCACUGACGUGCUCGUCGCGGCCGGCUUCCGCGCCUCCGCUUGGGCUGACUUGCCCCAGCAUGCCUCUGUGCAGCCAGCCGACGACACUGAACCAGAGGUCGCCUUGCAUGGCUGGCAGCGCCCUGCUUCUAAAGUCCUUGAUGAUCUUGCUCUCGCUGAACAUCGCCGCAGUGUUGGCCCUGCCGAGCUCACACUGUUGGACUCACCGUCGGGCCCAUUUGCAACCCGACGCCGCCACACUCCUCGAGCUGCCCCCCGCAGCCGAGUUGGGCGAAGGACCCAUGCCCGAUUUGCAUGAGGUCCUNNGAUGCGCGCUGGGACUGAUGCAAGCGGUGCUCCCGCGGCCGCGGGUCCUGCCUGGAACGCGCCGUCCCACCCUCUCUGUGGUAAGCUGCCUCCCGCUGGUGGGCCGACGACAGACUCUUUCUUCACUGCUGGCGCAAGAAGGCGUGUUAAAAAAAAACAAAGGAUUCUCACGGUGCGUCCUACUGUUCCUGCGCUCGCCGUCGACUCGGCCCCUUUCCGCGUGUUACUGCUCCGUCGCCUCCGACUUCCUCUGCCGCUGGCCCCAGCUCGCUGCCGUUGCCAACGCCCGUUGGAUGUCUUGGGUGAUCAUGUCGCAGCUUGCCCCUGGUCCGGCACCUUACGUCAACGAGGUGGGCCGCUUGAGCGGCAGCAACCGACAACAACCCCAUGUUGCUGCACGCUGCAGUGGGAGGGCGGUGCGUGCUCGCGCUCGAGCCAAUAACCGGACGAAGUUGGCAGCUUCAGCACUCCAACGUCCGCCAACCUCCAUGCCCAGAACGACCAAGCGGCACCGCGACGACCGCCCGAACUCAGGGUAG